Messenger RNA from Xyrauchen texanus (razorback sucker), 4695 nucleotides. Its product is annotated as zinc finger and BTB domain-containing protein 39-like. Gene Ontology annotation, molecular function: protein binding. The record is from RefSeq and is a predicted model, not a curated record. Bases 287 to 2695 code for a protein of 802 amino acids. Gene Ontology annotation, biological process: regulation of immune system process; regulation of cytokine production; negative regulation of transcription by RNA polymerase II. NCBI's taxonomy places the organism in Eukaryota, Metazoa, Chordata, Actinopteri, Cypriniformes, Catostomidae. The transcript is spliced from 3 exons.
ACAGACAGACAGACAGACAGACAGACAGAUAGAUAGAUAGAUAGAUAGAUAGAUAGAUAGAUAGAUAGAUAGACUAUUUAAAAAUGCUGCCGACGCCAAGAAUGACUCAAUAUACUGUCUAGGUAGGCAGCUCGAUGAGUUCUGAGACGCCGCCCGUGUCUCCUAUGUGCAUGGACGACAGCCUGGGCUAACAGGAUCCGAGAGGGUUUGUCAUUAAUUCGUCAUCUGUCGAAAACCAGCACUAACUCUAUGGUCCAAUUCCUGGCUUUUUUCGGAAUUGCCAGGCAUGCGGAUCCGGCUGCAGGGCUCUGGCCAUGCGGCCUAUCUCCUUUCUGAGCUCAACCGCUGCCGCCUGUCUCGCCUCCUGUGCGACGUUGUCCUUCAGGUUGGUGGGCGAUCCUUCCCCGCUCAUCGUGCAGUGCUGGUGUGCGCUUGCACUCACUUUAAGAGCCUCUUCUCCAGAGGUCCCCACAUCCAGGAUGGCAUUCCCACCACCUUCUCUUUGGACUUUGUCUCUUCCACCAAUUUUGAGAAGGUUUUGACGUUCAUCUACACUGGUGAAAUUUUUACAGACUUGAUAGAUGUGGGUGUACUGUAUGAGCUGGCAGAAAGGCUCGGAGUAAGGGAGCUGGUAAGUGCUUGCCAUUCCACCUUCCCUGACCUCCAGAGCUCGAGCUCAAGCUCUGGAGACCCGGUGGCCAAUGGCGACAUGGAGAGUGAAAUGGUGUCCACCAAUGCUGUGGCUACAUCUGUUUGCUCGUCCUCGGUGGCAUCUUGCUCCACACUGUCUUCUUUGGCCACUCCCACACCCGUCACAACUUCUCUUGUUUCUCUAGGCCAUAAUGGCAGGUUGAAUUGGGCCCACUUGGCCACACUUUCCCUCUCCCAGUCCCCUAAAAAUGAGGACUUGCAAGUACAUUUGGGGUACAGCCAGGCGGUGACCAACAAGCCAAGCCCCUCGGACAGUAACCGUUCCACUGAGGUCCUUCCUGGUCUCGCUUUGCAGCUCAAGAUCGAGCAGGAAGACGAUGGAGGAAACAGCUCAGUGGAUCAGGCUGCUGUUAAUGGUUGCAAGUCAACGUUAGGACUUCAGUGUAGUCAGGAUGCGGGUUCCGUUCCAGACUCUUCAGCCCAGCUUGGAGGGGAAACAUGUGAUCCUUCGUCAUCCUCCAGUGACCCCUUGGACAAUUUGCAACUAAGGGCCAUUUCAGGAGCUGUUGAAGCAGUCAAAGAUUCAGAUUGUUUUGAGGACGAAGUUGCUAACAAGAGGCACCACCUACAGGAAGAACAUCCAGAAGCUGGCGAUGAGUGGAGAGCACUUUCAGACGACAUCAUUGAGCUGAGCGAUGAGGAGGAGCACCUCAUUGUGGAAGAAGAGGAUGAUGAAGACUUGAUGUGUAUUGAGAAUGGUGAAAAUGGAGUAUCUCUUGGCCAGCCGUGCAAAGCUUGUGGAAUGCUGCUUCCCGCUGAAAACAGCAUCAUCCGGAUUCAUGCGGAAACGCAUCUCUCGGAAAAGGGUUCCUGUCAGGUGUGUGGCACUUCCUUUUCUGACCACGCUGCUGGUGUCACGCAUGCCCUCACACAUGUGGGAAUCUUGCUCUUCUCCUGUGAUGUUUGUGAGCAGCAGUUUCGGAGCGAGUCUGCACUGAUUCACCAUCGACGUCAAUCAGUAGCAAAAUGCAUCCCUCAAAAUCCUGAACAAAUCAAUGGUGCCACCCAACAACAAGGAGGGGAACUGCAGUGUACUGUUUGUGAGAAAUCUAUGGCAAAUGAUUUCAAGGCUGUCAGGGACCACAUUCUGAGCCACGCAUGCUUGAGGACAUUACGCUGUGGAGUAUGCCAGCUGUUCCAGCCCUCUCGAUGUGCCCUCCUGUGGCACACUCUGACACACCUCUUUCCUAUUUACACAUGUCCAAAAUGUGCCAGCCCCUUCCUGGAAAGUGUGCUGCUAGAAAGACACCUGGCUCUUCAUGUAGAGGAAGAAGGGCUGUCAAAACAGGACCAGGGCAGUCCAGAGACAAGCGGCGAAGCACAGGGCGAACUGCGCUGCUUCCUGUGUCCACAGACCUUCCGCUCUGAAGCUGAUUUUCAUAACCAUCUCAGCGUGCACUCUAAUGAGGUACAGGGCAACCAGUUAUGGCCAGCCAAGCGCAAGGCAGACCAGCUCCUCGAGUAUUCCUCAUCUUCUUCCUUCCCGCUGGAUGCUCAUGGCUCGUGUAAAGCAGGAAACGCAGGUUUCAACUUGAGCCUGGGUUUAAGACUCCAGGACAAAAUGGUUCAUGGUGGGCUUUCAUUUCCUGCUGGACUCAUAAUGAAUGGUAGCUCUUCUGGAGCCACUUCCACCGGUGCAAGCCUCAAGCAAAAAUGGUAUCGCUGCCGGUACUGUGGCAAGCACUUUGCACAUUCGGGCGAGUUCACCUACCACCUCCGCAUCCACACUGGUGAGAAGCCCUACCAGUGCAAAAUAUGUUUGCGCUUUUUCCGUGGCCGUUCCACUAUGAUCUGCCACUUGAAGACGCACUCGGGUGCCCUCAUGUACCGGUGUUCUGUCUGUGGACUGUUCUUCUCCACACUCAAGAUGGUCUCCUCACACAUGGAGCUCCAUAAAGACCAGCUGCCACCUAAUUUUAACAUAGAGGAGACCUUCAUGUAUAAUGACCACUCCAAAGAACCCAUCCCAAACCUGGAGACCUGAACAUCAAGCUCUAAAUGUUCCGUUACACUGUGUGCACAGGUUUACUUGCUCAGUAUCAGCCACUGUUGUUAAAGGGAUAGUUCACUUAAAAAUUCACUUGCAUUGUAUGGAUCAACAGAACUGAAAAACGUAUUUGUUUGUGAAAGCAGUCAUACACAUCUGGGUUGGUGUGAGUAAAUGAUAUGAAUUUUCAUUUUUGAGUGAACUCCCUUAAAAGAAAGAUGGUGGUAGACUUCGAAUGUUACUAUGUGUUUUAUGUGAUUAGCUUUGUGACAUUGUGUACUGAGAAGAGAGAUACAUUUUUUAAAGACCGAACGAAAGGUACAAUUUUUAUUUAAAAAAUGUAGUGUUGUUACUUGACCACUUGAUGGCAAGAGAGCAAUGAUACAUUACCAGUCAAAAGUUUGGAUGCACCUGCUUAUUCCUUUCUAUUACUGUUUUCCCAAUUUUAGACUAAUUGUAAAAUCAUUAUUAAAAGUAUAAAAUUACACAAAUGGAAGUAUGGGAAUUAUGAAGUGACCAAAAAAAGGUAAACAUAUCAAAACUGUAUUAGAUUUUAGCUUCUUCAAAGCUCUGCACAAUCUAGGCAUUUUCUCAACCAAAAGUUGAGAAACAUGACCAAAUCCUUCAAAUGCAAUAGCUGUCUGCUUUCUUCUUUAAAAAACAAAUUCUCAAUCCAUUCUUUUGCCACUGUCUCUCCCCUACCAAUUUGCAACUUUGUAUGACAGCACUUCUCAUAUUACUUCCCUCUUAGGAUGAAUCGCUUCUGUUGUAUUCCUCAUUUGAAUGAAAGCGUCUGCUAAAUGAAUAAACGUAAAUGUAAAUUCAUGAGCUUUCCUCCUAGGAUGCUUUUUAAACAGUUUUGAAGAAGUUCUCACGUAUGCUGGACAUUUAUAGGAUGCUUUCCUUCACUUUGUGGUCCUCAUCCAUUUCAAAAAUGUAUUUAUUUUAUAACAAUUUUAGUUUUUUUAGGAAUUCCAGUGUUGGCGCAAUUUAUAUUUGUCUACAAAACUAAUAUCAAGCAUAUAAACAUAAUAUUGUAGCUCAAAAGAUCUAAGAUCAUGAGAAACAUGGAUUUGAUUUAAGCGUGUCCAAACGUUUGACUAUGUUAUGUAUGGGAUGUUGUGGCAAGUGCUGAUCUGUGGUUAUACCUCUAUAUACUCUUCAGGCAACUAUCGUAAUAAGCUAAAUGUCUCUGGUUAUUCUGAAGAAUAACUUGGUCAAGGAUAUAACAAAUGGUCCUUUUUUAAAAAAAGAUAUUAAAGUGAAUUUUCUUUUUCAAAAUAGAUGUUAUUUUUAUAGUAGUGUUGUGUACCACUUGACAUAGACUAAAUUAGAAAUAGUUACUGUUUUAUGAGAGAUCAUAUUGUUUGUAUAAUGGAACCACAAAAUGCUGCUGCUAUUGUCUGUUAUUGUUCCUUUGGAAAAUGACAAAAAAAGGACGGAAUUAAGACUGAGGUGCUAAUGUAUCAGUCAGUUUAAAUGGAACUUCUUUGCUCGUGUCAUAUCUUUUUCUUGAGUAUUGCGAAGCAAUGAAAGCUUAAAAUGUUUGAAGAAAGUCUCUGUUCUAAAAUCUUCUGUGCCAUUUUCUCCGGAGUUUUAUUUGUUUCUAUUCUUGUGUCUAUUUGUGUCUAUUUGUAUGGUACAACUGUACAUUUUUUACAUUUAUUUUACGUAAUUUCUUGUUCAGUUAAAAUCAGUUUGAUGUUUUUGUUUGAUCUGUCCAUUAAUAUGUAAGUAUAUAUUCAUUUAGUUAUUGUUAAUUUAACCGAGCUAGCUGUGUGGCAUUUGUUGUUGUGUAGCUUUAUUUGCCAUUUAGCUCAGAAAACACAGACUAAACUCAACAUGACCUGAUUUUAUCAACUUAUGGACAAAUUUUAUUUUUUGUAAAACAAAAACUUCAGUGCUUUGCCAGGGUUUUUCUAAGCAUGUAACAGAUCUUGAGUCUCUCAUUUGUGUUAAAUAUGUAAUAGGAAAUGCCUUUUUCAUAAUACAUUUUA